AUGGUGCUAUUGGUCCCCGUGUACCAUCAUAACUACCAUGAUCUAGCAACUACCAACCACUUUACAUCAAUAACAACAUCCAUCAACGAGAGUGCUGUCAACAACCCAUUGGCAAACAGACAACGACCGUCUGUUAAAGCAGCACAUGUAGUAAGCAAUCAA
Molecule: messenger RNA, 162 nt
Organism: Acytostelium subglobosum LB1
Lineage: Eukaryota; Evosea; Eumycetozoa; Acytosteliales; Acytosteliaceae
Exons: 1
Source: RefSeq, a predicted model, not a curated record